Molecule: messenger RNA, 672 nt
Organism: Cinclus cinclus
Lineage: Eukaryota; Metazoa; Chordata; Aves; Passeriformes; Cinclidae
Gene: NOG
Product: noggin
Exons: 1
Coding region: 1-672 (223 amino acids)
Biological process (GO): osteoblast differentiation; negative regulation of cell differentiation; dorsal/ventral pattern formation
Source: RefSeq, a predicted model, not a curated record
AUGGAUCAUUCCCAGUGCCUUGUGACUAUAUACGCUUUGGUGGUUCUGCUGGGUCUCCGGCUAGAGCAGGGUGCCUGCCAGCACUAUCUGCACAUCCGACCGGCUCCCAGCGACAACUUGCCCUUGGUGGAUCUAAUCGAGCACCCGGACCCUAUCUUUGACCCCAAGGAGAAGGAUCUUAACGAGACCUUGCUAAGGAACCUCAUGGGCGGACACUUCGACCCCAACUUUAUGGCUGUUUCCUUGCCCGAGGACCGGCUCGGAGUGGAUGAUCUAGCUGAGCUGGACUUGCUGCUCAGGCAGAGACCCUCGGGAGCGAUGCCCAGCGAAAUCAAAGGGCUGGAGUUCUACGACGGGCUGCAGCCGGGCAAGAAGCACAGGCUGAGCAAGAAGCUGCGCAGGAAGCUGCAGAUGUGGCUUUGGUCCCAGACCUUCUGCCCGGUCCUAUACACGUGGAACGAUCUCGGCAGCCGCUUUUGGCCCCGGUAUGUCAAAGUGGGCAGCUGCUACAGUAAAAGGUCUUGUUCAGUCCCCGAAGGCAUGGUUUGCAAACCUGCCAAGUCCGUGCAUUUAACGAUCCUGAGGUGGCGGUGCCAACGCCGGGGCGGGCAGAGAUGCACAUGGAUACCCAUCCAGUACCCCAUCAUUUCGGAGUGUAAGUGCUCCUGCUAG